AUGAUAAUAUUGAUUAUUUUAAUUAUUUUAAAAAAUACAAAUGCAAGUUGGGAUGAAAUAGAUUGGACACAAAUUGAAGUUAAUGAAGAAAAAUCAAUUGAAUUAUUAUUAAAUGAGAAAUCGAAUGAUUAUUGUAAUGAAACUGAAGUAAUAGGAAGAUAUUUAAAUAUUAGUACAAAAUUUAAUAAUAUCAAAGUUAGUAUAAGUUAUUCAGGAUAUUCAUUUAUUCAUAUUUUUGAAGAAAGAGGAGAGAGUCAUAAAUGUUAUGAACAAAAAUAUUCAGAAAAAGGAAGUAUUAAAGUAAUUAUUAAUACUAAGAAAGGAUAUGGAUAUAUAAGAAUAGGAACUGAUCAAAGUAAUAGAACAACAAAAUAUAUUAUGAAUAUUAAUAUAAUGGAAUAUAAUUAUUUUAAUGAAAUAAUAUUUAUAUCAUUGUUAUACAGUAUUGCACUUAUAUUAUUAUUAAUUGUUACUUUAAUAUUAAUUGGAUUUUAUUUCUAUUCUAAUAGAAAAUUUAAAAGAAAUCAAGAUUCUCAACAACUUGAAGAACAAAAUGUUGUUUAUCAACAUUCUUCUUUAGAAAAUUCAGAAAUAAUAAAUUCUAAUAUUUAA
Molecule: messenger RNA, 612 nt
Organism: Entamoeba dispar SAW760
Lineage: Eukaryota; Evosea; Mastigamoebida; Endamoebidae
Exons: 1
Coding region: 1-612 (203 amino acids)
Source: RefSeq, a predicted model, not a curated record